This is a messenger RNA of Chlorella variabilis, 441 nucleotides long. RefSeq lists its product as hypothetical. The coding region runs from base 1 to 441 and encodes 146 amino acids. The transcript has 4 exons. The record is from RefSeq and is a predicted model, not a curated record. Lineage: Eukaryota; Viridiplantae; Chlorophyta; Trebouxiophyceae; Chlorellales; Chlorellaceae.
AUGCUGCCUGCAUUUCUGUUCAGCAUCUACGUUGGCACAUUCUGCUGGAACAACCGUGUAUACAAGUGCGCCAACGGCUCCUUCCGCUGCCACAACGGCGCGUGCGUGUCCAAGACCACGUACCCCUUCCUGCCCGGCCGGUACCACCGCUACGCCUGCCUGAACAACCACGACUUUGCCAAUGGCCCCGACGUGAAGACCUGCGCUCCGGGCACCCAGUGCUGGGGCCACGGCUCCUCCCAGUGGGGCGACAGCCCCUGCCUGAAGAAGAAGCACAGGGGCGUGUGCCCCCUGGGCAAUGGCGGCUGCAUCAACUACAGUCAGUACUGCGAAAAUGGUGAGAUCUACUCUUGCCCCAGCGGCCUGAGGUGCGCCGGACCCGCCAGAUCCCCGCUGUCUGGCGCCGGCCACGUGGUGGCGCCCUGCGUCAAGAAGCUGUGA